ACCCAACUUCUUAAUAAAAUGCAACACAAACUCAUCUUGUACACUCAAGCCUCACAUUGCUCUCGUGAAGUACCUAAUUACAGAUUUCAAGCCCUCAAAUCUCUUUGAGCCUCUCUUUUUUCAUGGGAAACUAUAUAACAUACCGUCCAUCUAAUGCCAAAGUUAUUCUAUGGGAUGGCACGGUUCAUGAAUUUGAUAAACCUUUAACCGUGGCUGAGCUCAUGUUAGAGCACCCACAACAAGUUGUGGUUGAAUUGCACUCAGCUGUGAAUGAAAGAAGGCCAACUCCAUUGGCUGCUGACAAGAAUCUAGAGAUGAAAAAGACUUAUAUAAUGCUUCCAAUGAAACGAGGGAAGCCGGUCUCAUUGUCAAGUGAAGAAGCUCGCCGCCUUCUUUUAAGUGCGAAUUCAGUUUUACAUUCGAAAUCUCUAUUGUCUUCAUCAAAGUUUCUCCCUUUGUUUGCUCUGAUGUGCCCUGCCAGAGUAGGCAAUGAACAAGAAUUUUUGUCACAAAAGAAAGAAAACGUGGAGAGGACAGAGGAGAGGUUUGUUCCGGAGUUUUUGCCCGAGAUAUUAGAUGGGAGACCAGAAUAUUUGAGUAGGGAAUUAUCAGGCAAGGGGUGGAAACCCAAUUUAGAUACUAUUAAGGAGAAGAAGGUUAAGAAGAAGCUGUCUCGGUGGUUGUUUUGAAGAUAUUGUCAAAGUUCAUGAAAUUUGAAACGGUACCAUGUAUGGCAAUGCAUUUUAUUGUACGAAAUUAAUUAGGAAAAAUGUCUUAAAGAAUGCUAGUAUGAGUUUGUCAAAGAAUCUAAACCUGUUAAAACUGAUGUUGCUGUUAUUUUCAUGCAUGGAGUUAUGGAUCUUUCAAUUUGGAA
Quercus lobata is the source of this 874-nucleotide messenger RNA. RefSeq names its product multidrug resistance protein ABC transporter family protein. The record is from RefSeq and is a predicted model, not a curated record. The transcript has a single exon. The coding region runs from base 123 to 689 and encodes 188 amino acids. NCBI's taxonomy places the organism in Eukaryota, Viridiplantae, Streptophyta, Magnoliopsida, Fagales, Fagaceae.